This is a messenger RNA of Exophiala oligosperma, 2062 nucleotides long. RefSeq lists its product as uncharacterized. The transcript has a single exon. Lineage: Eukaryota; Fungi; Ascomycota; Eurotiomycetes; Chaetothyriales; Herpotrichiellaceae. Gene Ontology annotation, biological process: peroxisome organization. The record is from RefSeq and is a predicted model, not a curated record. The coding region runs from base 129 to 1487 and encodes 452 amino acids. Gene Ontology annotation, cellular component: peroxisomal membrane.
CUCCGACUUCACUUCAUUCUUUACAACCCCCCCCUCGACAUUCAUCAUCGACUUCAUCAACAGAGGAGGCGACACAUUCUAAUCGCCAGGUCGUCUUGAACGACCACCCUCCGAGGGACUCGAGAAUCAUGGUCUCGUCUACGAGUAAAUUCCACCAGUCAAUGCACGCGACCAUGACCACCUUGUCCAGCGCAUCCGCCGAAGUCACCAAGGCCGCCAUGAACCUUCCAUCAACAUACCACAACUACGUCGCUCAUAAUGCCGCUGCAGUAUCGAAUAUCGAAAGUUCCCUUCGCUCCCUAACGUACCUCCUCCCCGGCGCACGCUUCCACGACUCCGAACUCGCCUCCGAAUCCGUCCACACCUUUGUCCAACUUCUAUCGAUUUACCAUGACCAUCUUCUCAAGAAGCGCGCCGCGGUGCUCGCCAUCUCCCCCACAAUUCUCAAGGCUCGAAAUGCCGCCGCCGCUCAGAAGCCGAAACCGUCCUUGCACGCGCGCUACACCACAUUCUGGACCACCACCUCUACUCUCUACACCAAGAUCGCGACGCUGUUGAAGAUGGCGCAAUACACCGAGUUGCUGUGGGAGAUGCUGGCGCGGAGAAGGGGAGGCGAGAAGACGCGGUGGCGCGUGGUCGUGCUGCUCGAGUCGUUCAAGGCCGUUUGUCGACUCUUGCUGAUGCGCUUGACCAACUCGCGGCCCCUGGUCAGCCCGCCCUUGCCGUUGCGCGAGGACUUUGCCCGCAUCGAACCGGGCGAGGACGAUGACGAACUCGUGGUGGAAGAGGAACUGAUGCGUGGAGAGGGCAAUACCGCGUUCGACGUCAAGACCGCGCUGGGCGAGGCGGGUGUGCCGACACCGCCGUUGUCGGAUUCCGGGUCGAACGGCAAACCGACGUCGAGUCUGUCGAUUUCGGAACCGUACAACAUGCCGCGCACUGGUUUCACGUUGCCCACGCUGCCCACGCCCGACAGUGUGUCGGCGUACUUGCUCAACCACGUUCUCACGGCGGACGACGUCAAGCCCGCGAAGCAAUUGUUGCACCGUUUGACGACGUUGCGUGGCCAGGGCGCCGAGGUUCUGUACAUCUUGCGCCCCGUCGUCUACGCACUCAUGAUGCAGCGCGUCGUGGCCAUGUACGGGUACGAAGGGACCAAGUGGAAGAAACACUGGACUCCUUGGCUCGUGGGGUUCGCGAUGGAGUAUGUUGCACGGCAGCUGGCCAAGAAGGAUCUGACUUCUCGUGUGCCUGGAGGCGCGAAGAGUGGGUUGUCGGCGCUGGAGAGAGAGGAACUCAAGAAGCGAGGUUGGAGUCUCGCGUGGUGGGGGAUGAGGGGGGCAUUCUAUGAGAACGUCACGAAGAGAUGGAUCCAUGGUGCCGCACAGGGUUUGAAGGGGAAACCGAUCCUGGAUCUUGUCGGUGGUGUGGUGGAAGACUAUGAGUGGCUUUGGAGUGGUUACUAUUUCUCAACUGCGACCAUGUGAUUGGGAAUGAAUUUCUGACCGAUCAUGGCCAAAUCAAUAUUGCCAGAGGGAUCCUGUCGAUGUAGGACGUACUACGGGUAUGGAAUCUCGAGGAGAAGAAAGCGUCGAGGAAGCACAUUAUCACGACAUGUACGACAUGGGAAAAGGAUGGUUGUAUCUUUGGGAUUGAAUUGGGUUGGGCAGUCGAGAAUCUACCUCUAUGUUCUUUGGUAGGUUACCAACAUGACGAGUACUCUCGAGCGGCGUUUGAGGAGUUUUACCGGUGGCCCAAGUCGUUCCCAUGGCCGGGAGGAGUAUUCCUCGUUCCUCUAUUGUUCUUCUCUCCAACUUUCGCCACCAGUGGAACAGGGACUGUGGAAAGAAAAGAUAUUUGAUGAUGAACCAAUGUGUGUUUUUGUUGUUGUUUCAUUUGUACACGGAGUGUGCAGUGUUUGCAGUUUCGUACCCUUGAUCGGGAACGGAGUGUCUCGUCCGUUGACAGGCCAGACUUUCUAUGACGAGGACGAGGUUGAGAUUUAUUCUACCAUAGUUUCAAAGAUCUACAAGAACAAAAAAACAAGACAGAUUUUACCUUG